Poecilia latipinna (sailfin molly) is the source of this 2315-nucleotide messenger RNA. It is a transcript of the gene lrr1, whose product is annotated as leucine rich repeat protein 1. The transcript is spliced from 6 exons. NCBI's taxonomy places the organism in Eukaryota, Metazoa, Chordata, Actinopteri, Cyprinodontiformes, Poeciliidae. The record is from RefSeq and is a predicted model, not a curated record. Gene Ontology annotation, cellular component: cytoplasm. Bases 279 to 1544 code for a protein of 421 amino acids. Gene Ontology annotation, molecular function: protein binding.
CCUCUCUGACGUCACUUCCCUCGCGCGGGAUUACGCUAAAACUGCUGCUAUCCAGCUGACAGGCGAGAACAAUCCCGAACCCUAAAACAGCUUUUCGGUGUCAGCAGGCAACCCGGAGCUGUUCGGGAGUUUCUGAUCGAUCUUCUCACCGAUGAAGCUUUUCUCCAUUGCUCCUCGAUGAAGUAGGCUGCUAGCUGUUGACAUCGUAGCAGGUCGGAGUUUUCCUCUGGUAUGCGCCUAACCCUCCAUGCUCGGCCUGCCCUCAGCCUUCAGGAGCCAUGAAGCUGCAGUGCGAUGUGGAGGUGGUUAACCGGAUGCUCCCGUCGUUCGGGAUGAAAAGUAGGGGAAAGGGCGUGAGAGCGGUGGUCUCCAUCGGGAAGCAUUUGGACAAGUCGAGUCAGCGCAGUAACAUCUACAUGAUGAUCUGCACGGCCAAAGACAGAACUGGGUCAAAAUAUAAGCUGAGAAACAACAUAGAGAAGUUCUUCACUUGGUUUGUAGAGGAGGGCAAAGCAACUGUGAGGCUAAAGGAACCAGCUGUUGAUGUUUGUCUGAGUAAGGCCGAUGCAAACAGUUUGAAAAACUUCCUGUCAGCAGCGCGUUUGGCCGACCGAGGGAGCGACACGAGCAGCCUUCCUCUGUCCACGCUUACUCCGGUUCGAGCCAGAGAUGUGGAGCAGCCGAAGAAAAAGCUGUCAGUCAUGUCCAAGAAGGAUUACCCACUCACCUCCAACUUCCCGUAUUCUCUGGAGCAGCUGCAGGUGUCCUACUGCAAACUGUCCCGGGUGGACAUGCGCAUGCUGUCCCUCAAAGCUCUCCGCAGGCUGGAUCUGAGCAACAACCACAUCAAGAAGCUGCCCGCCACCAUCGGUGACCUCGGCUGCCUCUCUGAACUCAUCCUACACAACAACCACCUGGAGGCCUUCAGCGAAGCCCUGUGCUUGUCCACGCUGCAGCAGACCCUCCAGGUGCUGGACCUCAGCCAGAACCGGCUGCAGUCCCUCCCCGCCCGGUUCUGUCAGCUCAGAGAACUGAUGAACCUCAAGCUGGACGACAAUAAACUCGCGGGUUUGCCACUCCAAAUCGGCCGGCUCUCGAAGCUGAGGUUCCUGUCCGCUGCUCACAACCAGCUGACGGUUCUGCCCGCAGACUUCUUUAAGCUGAGUCUGGAGAACUUGGAUCUGUUUGGGAAUCCGUUUAUCCAGCCCAACCCUUUGGACCACACCAUGCAACUCGCCUUCCCCCUUCCACUACAGGAGAUUGCCUCCAGAGCUGUAGCUGAUCUCAGAAUCCCGUACGGUCCUCACCUCAUCCCGGCCCACUUGUGUGGAGAACUCGAAGCGGCCAAGACGUGCGAGUGCGGGCGCGUCUGUGUCAGCUUCCACAUCAAGACGGCAGUGAGCAUGAACCUGCACCAAGUGUCUCACACGGUCGUGUUGGUGGAUGACAUGGGCGGCACGGAUGCACCGGUGCAGCAGCACUUCUGCUCUCUCUCCUGUUACUCCGAGUUUUUAGACGGCUGUCUUCAGCGAGGCCUGAGAUGAGGAAAGACACCUUAAGUGGUCAAAAACAUUACAAAACUCUGCAAAAGACCUUGUUACAUUGUUUUAGAGGAUAAAUGGAGGCAGCUGGGGUAGUUACAGCCUAGAAUCUUCCUGACGAUGGCUUUAGGUGACUUUUGUUUGUUUUUAAAAGCGCUUUAUUCAGCUGGUUUUACACCUACAUGCUCGGUUUUAUUAGAGUAGUGUUGACUAUUAGAAACAAUGCAUUUCUACUGCACUGCUGUGAAAAUCUCAAACGUUAUCCUUCUCUCCUCCUCAUAUAUCAGACUUCAGGUUCCUCUACUGAACUACAUCUGCGAGACGGGGGAAUAAAGAAAUAAGCACAGCACAUCAGGGUCCAACAAGGAGGCUAUUAUUAAAGCUGCACUCGUCAGGCUUUUCCUGAUUGAUUUUUUUAAAUAAUUUUUUUAGGUCAAUUACACAUAAAGGAGGAAAACAAAUGUUCUACAGUUUUUUUUUAUAUAUAUAUAUAUAUAUAUGGAGUGUUGACCUUUUACUGAUUUUUACCAAACCCAAAAAGUGCCUGAAAGUUCAUGUUUUGGUUUAUGUUGUGAAGACUGAAAAACAGAGGAAUUUCUUAGCUUUGAUCCAUUUAAUAAUUAGAUAAAAGUUUCAUAUUUUUCCAUAUUUGACCUGCCCAACAAGGGGAAAUUGGUCACUUCCAGUAUUUGAAUGAUUUGUUGGUGCAUCUCUAGUGAUUAAGCUUGUAAAGUCCAUGGAUUUUUAUAAAGAAUAAAAGUAUUCAUUGUUAUA